This is a messenger RNA of Malassezia restricta, 1530 nucleotides long. RefSeq names its product solute carrier family 30 (zinc transporter), member 1. Bases 1 to 1530 code for a protein of 509 amino acids. The record is from RefSeq and is a predicted model, not a curated record. Gene Ontology annotation, molecular function: zinc ion transmembrane transporter activity. The transcript has a single exon. Lineage: Eukaryota; Fungi; Basidiomycota; Malasseziomycetes; Malasseziales; Malasseziaceae. Gene Ontology annotation, cellular component: membrane. Gene Ontology annotation, biological process: zinc ion transmembrane transport; intracellular zinc ion homeostasis.
AUGGGGCUGGAUAAUCAGGCCAAGAUUAUCAUCCUUCUGGGAAUUGAUAUUGUUUUCUUCUUCAUCGAGAUUAUCAGCGGUUAUGCUGUCGGCUCUCUCGCUCUGGUGGCAGAUAGCUUCCACAUGCUAAACGAUAUCAUGUCGCUUGUGGUAGCUCUGUACGCUGUGCGCCUCGUAAAGAAAGGCGGAAAGAGUCCGCAGUAUUCGUAUGGAUGGCAGCGCGCGGAAAUCCUGGGUGCACUGUUCAACGGUGUGUUCCUUCUGGCUUUGUGCUUCAGCAUCUUUAUGGAAGCCCUCGAACGCCUUGUCGCCAAGCCCCAGGUGUCAAACCCCAGCACAGUCGUCAUCGUCGGCUCUUUAGGUCUUUUGUCCAAUAUUGUCGGACUGCUCCUUUUCCAAGGCCAUGCACACCCGCACAGCCACAGCCACGGUCACGACCACUCACACGCACAUGCCGGUUCCGAUCACCACCACGAUAUCGAAAGCGGUGUUGUGCAUGAUCAUGACCAUGAUCAGCACGACCGCAAGCAUGAGCACGAUGACAGAACUACCGAGUUCAACAAGAACGUAGGUGACAUUGUCGGCCAUCCUGCUAGGGCUCGUGCUUUUGUGAUGAACCAGGCUCACUCCCUCGGCUACGACAACACGGCAUCUAAGAGCGGAGAUGGCGAAAGCCAACAGCUCCUUUCGCCUCAAUACGCUACGAACUCAUAUGGUGCUGCAGGAUCUUCGUCCCAUGACCAUGCGACUGGCACACGUCGCCUGUCCCAGGCGGAUGCAACGACGGAAGAGGAGGUUCGUCGUCAUCGCCAGUCUAUGGCGCUGAACGGUGGUCAUUCGCAUGGCAACAUGAACAUGAAAGGUGUGUUUUUGCACGUGCUGGGUGAUGCCAUUGGUAAUGUUGGUGUUAUUUUUGUCGGUGCUUUUAUCCUGUUCACCCACUAUUCGUGGCGCCAUUAUGCGGACCCGGUGAUCUCCUUCAUCAUUGCAUGCAUCAUUUUCCAAUCUGCCUUGCCUCUGGUCAAGUCAGCCUCUUUCAUUUUGCUCCAGGGAGUGCCAACAACCGUAUCACUCGGUGGCGUGCGUGACUCGGUGCUGCGCAUCGAGGGAGUGUUGAGUGUGCAUGACUUGCACGUCUGGCAACUGAACGAGAACAAAAACGUGGCAAGUUUGCACAUUAUGGUCGACUGCUCUGGUGAACAAACGGAUCGGUACAUGCACAUUGCUGAUCAGGUCCGCCGCACGCUGCACAUCUGGGGUAUUCAUUCUUCCACCAUCCAGCCAGAGUUUGUGCCUGGUGGUCUGAACGAAGCGGCUAAACUAAGCGGGGUGGCUGUGGCAUCGAAAAACCGAUUCGACGAGCAUGGCCAUUUGUUGACGCCCGAUGGCCACCGCGUAAAGGAAGAGAUAGCAGAGCGGGAUAUGGCCUGCUUGCUUGCAUGCCAGGAAGAGGAGUGUCGCGACGCCAAGUGUUGUGACGGCGCCGCCCCCAACCAUGUGAAAUCUUCUUCGUCCAAGACAUCUUCAUAA